Aspergillus mulundensis is the source of this 1464-nucleotide messenger RNA. RefSeq names its product Hsp90 co-chaperone CDC37. The record is from RefSeq and is a predicted model, not a curated record. Gene Ontology annotation, molecular function: protein kinase binding; heat shock protein binding; protein-folding chaperone binding. Gene Ontology annotation, cellular component: cytoplasm. Gene Ontology annotation, biological process: protein stabilization; protein folding. The coding region runs from base 1 to 1464 and encodes 487 amino acids. The transcript has 2 exons. Lineage: Eukaryota; Fungi; Ascomycota; Eurotiomycetes; Eurotiales; Aspergillaceae.
AUGGUGCUUGACUACAGCAAAUGGGACGCUCUUGAGUUGUCAGAUGACUCGGAUAUCGAAGUACACCCCAAUGUCGACAAACGAUCUUUCAUCCGAGCCAAACAGGCCCAGAUUCACCAGCAACGAGAGCAACGACGUCUCAACAUUCAAACCCUAAAGUAUGAGCGCAUUAUCAACGACGGCCUGCUUUCACGCAUUGAGAAGCUCCUUACAUCCUUCAGAGAGAAAGACGGAUCAUCAUCCAGUCCUGAGGAGGUCAUCUUUUCGACACUCAUGGAGUUAGCGAGUAAUCCAGCGGAAGACCUACCCCCUUCGCCCCCGGAAGGUGUCCAUACCCAGGAGAAGGAGCAGCCGAAGUAUUCGCAGAUGAUGAGCGCUCUGGUGGAUCAGGUUAAGAAGGAGGUCGAAGAUUUGAAAUCCGAUAACCUAUUCCAAGCAUAUGUCAAGGGGGUACAGGGUCAUAAGGACAAGGUGCAGGAGUUACAAAAGGAGCUUCUUACAAAGCUGGAUCAGCUCGAAAAGGAAGAGGGAAGCAAAAUUACAAGUGAAUCUAUCCACACAGGCUUCGAUACUUCUCAUGUAUCCAAAGCCAAGGCCGCGCCGCCAGCGAAAGGAAAAACAAGCUCGGUUGAACUGUUGAACCCGAAUGCAGCACCAGGACCUUCCGAUCAGGAGGCCAAUGACGACGAUGGUGAUGUUGAAGACCCGGAUAGCAUACAAGCCAGCCCAUUGGCUAAGAAGUUCGCCAAAAUUGAUCGGAACGAUUACCGAGCUCUGCAUCAAUACAUAUCAGACAAUCCGAGUAUUGUUGCGGAGAAAGAGACAGAUGGCCUCUUGGUUGAAGCGUUCAACAGUCAAAUGGAGGGUAAAGAGGACUAUGCCCGCCAAUGUGUGCACCAAGGUCUCUUGCUGCAAUACUGCCGCUCUCUUGGUCCUGAUGGAAUCUCACUUUUCUUCAAGCGUAUUACGACAAGGGAGCACCAGGCAGGCACUUUGUUCAGGAACGACGUCAACGAAACCUACAAUAAAAUCAAGACCCGUGCGGCCGAACUCGCAAAGGAUAGCUCUGCAUCCAACGAUCCGGCUGGAGUGGAGCAAAUCCAGCUUCACGCUGUCGACCCGAACACCAAGAUUACCAUCAACAUUCCUCGGCCCGAUAGCGACGAGCCUAUUGAGAUCGAAGCGCGGAAAAUCUUCGAGUCUUUCUCCAAGGAUCUGCAGAAGGCACUUGCAUCGGAAUCAUUGGACGAGGUCAACAAAGUCCUCGGCAAGAUGAGCGUCCCAGAUGCAGAAGAUGUUGUGGAGAAGCUCGGAGAAAGCGGCAUGCUUAGCCUGGAGGAGGGUAUCGUUGAUGCUACGACAGAAGAAGGCCGGAAGAAACUCGCGGAAAUCGAAGCGGAGGGCAAGGAAAGGCAAGUGGAGGAAGUCGGAGAGCCUGGGGGUGAUAUAACUGAACUGGAUUGA